GCUCGGACGAUAGUUGGCGAGGCGACGCGAGUCAGUUGUCGGCGAGCUCGUGGGCCGUUAUGAUCUCCGUGGUACAGGGGUCCUCCCUACUGUCGUGCCGAGGGAUGAUGAGGGAAACACGUCUGAGAUCGCUCAGUAACUCGUGUACAGUUGUCGGACCUUCAUGUGCAUAAAUGUGUAAACGUAAACUAAUUGAUUUAAUUUUGAUCACUAGGCUUAGUCAAACCUCCAAAUUUGUAAAGUGUAAGUUAUAGGUGAAUUUAAUAAACUAAAAACAAUGUGGAUUUUCCUGGUGAUUCUGUGGAUGUUUUGCGAGACACAACUGCUUGAGUGCUACAUGAUAUCUUCGUUGUACCCAAAUAUUACUCUGGAGGAAAAAGUUCCCACCUCGGACGCUCAGGCAGUGUCUGGCUACAGAGCAGGCAUCCCAUGUGACCUCAGGCCUCCCUCCAGAGAUGACAGCGCCCUCCUCGUCAUCUGGUACAAGAAUGACACCAAGAAACCCAUAUACAGCUACGACGUGAGGGAUGACAAGCCCCGCCAUUGGUCAGAUGUGGCUGUCCUCGGUACACGAGCCAAGUUCCUCCCAGACUCCACACCGGCUGAGCUACGUCUCACUCCGGUCAAGGAGACGGAUGCCGGGGUCUACCGCUGCAGGGUUGACUUCCAAAAGUCACCUACUAGGAAUGCCAAAGUCAAUUUUACAGUCAUCAUGCCGCCAGAGAAGAUAACUGUGGUAAACGACAAAGGUGAGCCGGUAGAAGAGAGAUUCCUGGGGCCUUUCAACGAGGGGGCCUCUGUCAAUAUUACCUGUGUGGCUACGGGAGGGAGGCCGCAGCCACGAGUCUCGUGGUGGAGGAACAGCGAGCUUAUUGACAACUCGUACGAGGUGUUGUCUGAGCGAAGAGUCCGCAACACGCUGCAUCUAGAGAACCUCAAGCGGCAAAGUAUACACGACACUUACACGUGUCAAGCGUCCAACAACAAUCAGGUCCAUCCGCUGUCUGCCAACCUCAGUGUCAGGAUGAACUUAAAGCCAUUGUGGGUAAAGAUACUUGGAGAGAACCGAUCGUUCUCGGCGGAACAGAGGGUAGAUGUGUCUUGUGAGGCUGUUGGAGCAAGACCUCCACCACGUAUCACCUGGUGGAAGGGCAGCAACCAGCUCAAGACUUCCAGACAGUCGACGACAAAGGACGAGAACGUGACUAUUAGCUCAUUGUCCUUUGUCCCAGGGAUGGAAGAUUCCGGGAAGUUCCUUACUUGCAGGGUCGGAACAACCCCUCACAUUGUCGAGGAUGGUUGGAAACUCAACAUUCAUCAUGUUCCCGUGGUAACUCUUGAGCUAGGCAAUAACCAGAAUGUCAGUUCCGUGGUCGAAGGCAUGGAUGUGAUCUUUGAGUGCAACAUUAAGUCCAAUCCGUGGGUCUACAAAGUUACAUGGAGACACAAGGGAGAAACUCUGCACAACAACGUGGGGUCUGGGAUGUUUCUAAUCAACAACCAGAGCCUAUUCCUGCAAGCGGUGACCAGGGAGAGAGCUGGAAUCUAUACCUGUGUCGCCAGCAACACUGAGGGAGACGGCGAGAGCAACCCCAUCCUACUUGACGUUAAAUACGCACCGUUAUGUAACAGCCCCAGGUCGGCGUCACUAGGGGUGGGGCGCAACGAGACUACCAAAGUGCAAUGUGACGUAGACGCUAACCCAGCUGACGUCAUGUUCAGUUGGAAGCUGCAAGGUUCUAAGCGCCUCACAGCGCUUCAGCCAAACCUGGUGACGUCAGAUGGUACCCGCAGUGUGUUGACGUUCACUCCUAGAGCUGUGGACGAGUACGGCACACUUCUGUGUCUGGCAACCAACGACGUGGGCUCCAUGAGAACACCUUGUGCUUUCGUGCUGACCCCUUCAGGUAAUCCAGACAGCUUGCAAAACUGUUCAAUAACGAAUCAGACGUCGGAUUCACUGCAAAUCGAAUGUGAAGAUGGGUUCGAUGGUGGCUUGGAGCAACAGUUCAUCAUAGAGGUCUAUGCAGCGGAGAAGCGCGAGCUUGUGAGAAAUCUAACGUCAAAGGAGCCAUGGUUCAACGUAGGAGGUCUGGAAGAAGGCAUCAGUUUUGACAUUGUGAUGUACGCGUAUAACAGCAAAGGUCGAAGUGCGACUGCCCAUCUCCACGCGUACGCUGUCAAAACUGCCGAGAGACAUAUGAGCGACACGGGUCCAAGGAUCAACCCGGUUCUGGAGACGCUGACGCCGUUGGCAGGCGCACUGCUGGGGCUCGUGGUGACGUUGGUGACAGUUACGUUGGCAGUACUGCUAGCGCUGAGGCAACGUCAGCGGAGUCGUCAGCAAGCGGAGAAACAAAGCAUCGAGUCCAGCAAACACAGUGACAGCCAAGACAGCUUAGAGAAAAACCCCGACAUCAUACCUCUCAACACAGAAUAUCAAAUCAUGGAGAAAUCUGCCCUAGAUAAAAACGCUAGCCUGUACACACUACCAGUAAAGCCACCUAUCCCUCAAUUCCAGGCAAGUAACAAACAUAACUGUGAUAUGCAUAGUAGAAACAUCUUUAAUGUUCCUACAAUGAUAUUUUUAAGAUCAUGA
Macrosteles quadrilineatus (aster leafhopper) is the source of this 2599-nucleotide messenger RNA. Its product is annotated as nephrin-like. The record is from RefSeq and is a predicted model, not a curated record. Gene Ontology annotation, molecular function: protein binding. Bases 278 to 2599 code for a protein of 773 amino acids. The transcript is spliced from 13 exons. Lineage: Eukaryota; Metazoa; Arthropoda; Insecta; Hemiptera; Cicadellidae.